AUGGAUGCUUUGAAGAAACAGUUGGAUGACAUGAAGGAAACUUUCACCUACCGCAUGAGAGACUUUCAAAAGGAUCUACAAAAGGGAAACUCUGAUACGGCAAGUCCAUCAAGCAGGCUGGCAUCUGACUUUGCAGUUUUCCGCACAUUUGUCAUGACAUCCCUUGAAUGUCUACAGAACCAGAUGGAGCUUUUGUCCCGCCUUGCUGAUCAGAUGGAAACUAGAAGUCGGGGUAAGAUUCUUCUUAUACAUGGGGUACCUGAGUCUAAAAACGAGAACACUGCAUCGCUUGUUGCUACUACACUAGCGAAGCAUCUCUCCGUUACUACAUUGACCCCUGACACUUUCUCUAAAUGUCACUGA
Molecule: messenger RNA, 363 nt
Organism: Leptosia nina
Lineage: Eukaryota; Metazoa; Arthropoda; Insecta; Lepidoptera; Pieridae
Source: the annotation of a GenBank genome assembly